Molecule: messenger RNA, 4451 nt
Organism: Lutra lutra (Eurasian river otter)
Lineage: Eukaryota; Metazoa; Chordata; Mammalia; Carnivora; Mustelidae
Gene: ELMO2
Product: engulfment and cell motility 2
Exons: 22
Coding region: 928-3090 (720 amino acids)
Biological process (GO): actin filament organization; cell motility
Source: RefSeq, a predicted model, not a curated record
UUGCCUUAAAGGAGGUGGGAGGUGAGGGGCGGCAAGCGGAUUCAUCUGGAAGAGGGCUAUCACUUCUUUGCCCCCCCUCCGGGCCUGGAUGGAAACCACAGCUCCCUUAUCCCGGCUGUUCGCUGUUGAACUCGAGCACCGCUGAGCGGCCGAGCAAGAGGCUAUUUAUAACCCUGAGAGUUUUGCAAUGUUACUGAAUUGCCUCGACCUAAUUUCCACUUCCUUUCUUUAAAAUGAAAAUGAAGAGUUAGCAAGCAAGUACUGAAGGAGUUCCCCACAAGGAGACCCUCCAUCCGGGAAUGGGCUCGGGAGAACACGACCGCUCCUACUCUCCUGCCUCCUAACGCCUCCACAGAGAAGCAGUGGGAUACUCGCCCCUUUCUUUGCAGUAGAGUCAGGGGCGCUAAACCUGGUCUUGCAGUGAGACACGUCCAGUGAGACGUCAGAGACGACAGCCAGACUCUCAACAGUGGAAAUACUGUGUCGUUAGAAAGUGGCGGGACGUGGAGGGAACACCAAACAACCAGAACAAUUCACGCCAGUCCCUUUCCCCUUCGAGGCGGCGCUGGUUCACAGGAGUGGAGGAAGUCAGAGGUGAAGGAUUUGCGCAGACACUGGUGCUCGCUGAGCCAGAGCUGUGCGCCCAGUGCUGUGCUAGUCCAGGGAAGGAAGAGAACAUGUGGAUGGACAGAAGAAAUGGAAGAACGUGGCCUGCCUCACGGAAACAGCAAGGAGUCUGGGAAGACCUGGCUAGACGGAGAACCGAGUAGCCCAUGAGGAAGUGGGGCUGUCCUCUAGACAGUGGGGAGCCACUCCCUGCUGGGCCAGUGAGCUCUCGUCAUGCAAGUUUCUUCCCUUCAGGGUGCUUUAGCUUCAGGCGGCUGUGUCGGUGUGUGCUUCUUGGAGAAGUAGGGCCUGUUGCGAACAAUGCCGCCCCCAUCGGACAUUGUCAAAGUAGCCAUUGAGUGGCCAGGUGCUAACGCUCAGCUCCUUGAAAUCGACCAGAAACGGCCCCUGGCAUCCAUCAUCAAGGAAGUUUGUGAUGGGUGGUCGCUGCCAAACCCGGAGUAUUACACCCUCCGAUAUGCAGAUGGCCCCCAGCUCUACAUCACCGAGCAGACGCGCAGUGACAUUAAGAAUGGGACCAUCUUACAGCUGGCCAUCUCCCCGUCCCGGGCUGCACGCCAGCUGAUGGAGAGGACCCAGUCGUCCAACAUGGAGACCCGGCUGGAUGCUAUGAAGGAGCUGGCCAAGCUCUCCGCUGAUGUGACCUUUGCCACUGAGUUCAUCAACAUGGAUGGCAUCAUUGUGCUGACAAGGCUUGUGGAAAGUGGAACCAAGCUCUUGUCCCACUAUAGUGAGAUGCUGGCAUUCACCUUGACUGCCUUCUUAGAGCUCAUGGACCAUGGCAUUGUCUCCUGGGACAUGGUUUCCAUCACCUUCAUUAAGCAGAUUGCAGGGUACGUGGGUCGGCCCAUGGUGGACGUGUCCAUCCUUCAGAGGUCCCUGGCCAUCCUGGAGAGCAUGGUCUUGAAUAGCCAGAGUCUGUACCAGAAGAUCGCGGAGGAAAUCACCGUGGGACAGCUCAUCUCUCACCUCCAGGUCUCCAACCAGGAGAUUCAGACCUACGCCAUUGCACUGAUUAACGCGCUUUUCCUGAAGGCUCCUGAGGACAAGCGACAGGAUAUGGCCAAUGCCUUUGCACAGAAACACCUUCGGUCCAUAAUCCUGAACCAUGUGAUUCGAGGGAACCGCCCAAUCAAAACCGAGAUGGCCCAUCAGCUGUACGUCCUGCAAGUCCUGACCUUUAACCUUCUGGAAGAAAGGAUGAUGACCAAGAUGGACCCCAAUGACCAGGCUCAAAGGGACAUUAUAUUUGAACUGAGAAGAAUUGCAUUUGAUGCCGAGUCUGACGCUACCAGUGUCCCCGGGAGUGGGACUGAGAAGCGCAAAGCCAUGUAUACCAAGGACUACAAAAUGCUGGGAUUUACUAACCAUAUCAACCCAGCGAUGGACUUUACCCAGACUCCUCCUGGAAUGCUGGCCUUGGACAACAUGCUGUACUUGGCAAAAGUCCAUCAGGACACCUACAUCCGGAUCGUCCUGGAGAACAGCAGCCGGGAGGACAAACACGAGUGCCCCUUCGGCCGCAGCGCCAUCGAGCUCACCAAAAUGCUCUGUGAAAUCCUGCAGGUUGGGGAACUGCCCAAUGAGGGCCGCAACGACUACCACCCGAUGUUCUUCACCCACGACCGCGCCUUCGAGGAGCUCUUCGGGAUCUGCAUCCAGCUGCUGAACAAGACCUGGAAGGAGAUGAGGGCAACAGCCGAGGACUUCAACAAGGUCAUGCAGGUGGUCCGAGAGCAGAUCACUCGAGCUUUGCCCUCCAAACCCAGCUCUUUGGAUCAGUUCAAGAGCAAACUGCGUAGCUUGAGCUACUCUGAGAUUCUGCGGUUGCGCCAGUCCGAGCGGAUGAGUCAGGAUGACUUCCAGUCCCCGCCAAUUGUGGAGCUGAGGGAGAAGAUCCAGCCUGAGAUCCUGGAGCUGAUCAAGCAGCAGCGGCUGAACCGGCUCUGUGAGGGCAGCAGCUUCCGGAAGAUCGGGAACCGCAGGAGGCAAGAACGUUUCUGGUACUGCCGCUUGGCCCUGAACCACAAGGUCCUGCACUAUGGUGACUUGGAUGACAACCCGCAAGGGGAGGUGACGUUUGAAUCCCUGCAGGAGAAAAUUCCUGUUGCAGACAUUAAGGCCAUUGUCACUGGGAAGGAUUGCCCCCACAUGAAAGAGAAGAGUGCUCUGAAACAGAACAAGGAGGUGUUGGAGUUGGCGUUCUCUAUCCUCUAUGACCCUGAUGAGACCUUAAACUUCAUCGCACCCAACAAGUAUGAGUACUGCAUCUGGAUUGACGGCCUCAGUGCCCUUCUGGGGAAGGACAUGUCCAGUGAGCUGACCAAGAGCGACUUGGACACCCUGCUGAGCAUGGAGAUGAAGCUGCGGCUCCUGGAUCUGGAGAACAUCCAGAUUCCCGAAGCCCCACCGCCAGUGCCCAAGGAGCCCAGCAGCUAUGACUUUGUCUAUCACUACGGCUGAGCCUGGAGCCAGACUCCACGGUGCCCAGGAAGGGAUUUGGGGCCCAGAAGAAACACCCACAGACUGGUGCCUUGUCUUUUGCUUGUACAGAAUCUGUAGUGACCACAGUGGCCAGUAAAUGCCAGCCAUUCCUCAGACUCCCCUCAGACCACCCAGAGCUUCCUCUUGGUCCCCACCCGCCGCCACAAGUCACCAAGGCAGGGUGCUUGGCCCUCCCUGUCACCGCGGAGCCUGGGAUCAGAGCAUGAGGAAUGAACAGCAGGCACCCCUGCCUUCCGGGCCAGGGACUGCUUGGGCUGGAGUUAACAAGUCACUCACCUUUUCUUCCUGAGUCUGCUCUCUGGUCAGCUGGAUCCCCGGGUAGGCAAGCGCGAGCCCAGCAAAGGCUGCCUGCAGAGGACAGAUGUUUUGGGCAUAUCGAGAGCCUCAGAGAGACUGCCUUUGGGUGACCCGUGCCUGUGUCUCACAUCCAAGCAGAGGCCUUGGCCUUUGCUUGGUAGAUGCCUUGCCCUUGCUUUCAUCGCCUUCGUGAGGGCUCACUCCGGCCUCAUUCAGUGCCAACAGGCUGCUGCCACUGAGGCUCGGCUCUAACAUCUCUGGUCUCCGGAGCCACUAGAUCUCUCUUGCCCAUGCACUUGUCUGGGCGGAUGGAAAGUUCUCCCUACCAAGCUCUCAGGCUCUCAUCCUGGCAAGUCAAAGACAUGUGAGCUAAGUCCUCCCCUCUAGUCUCAAAGAACUCUGCAGGGAGAGCCCAGACGAGGCCUGGGCGAAACUGGUGAGGCCACUAGAGUCCACUCCCCCCCCCACAUUUUUAUCUUUUCCUUCCUUAGAGAGAAAUCUCUCACCUAACCUGAAUGGCAGUCCCCUCCUCUUUGCUUUCCUUUGGCCUCCCCGACCUCAGGAAGUUUGGCCUUCCCUUCCCCCCAUCCCAGUGCUGUGGUUUCUGCCAUUGGCCAUGAUUUCAGGGAGCUAGCUGAGGCCACAGCAGUGCCAACAGGGCUUCCCUGGUGCUGUGGCACAUGUCAACCACGCACCCAGCCUCUCUCCUUGGACAUGUGAACACAGUGGCAAUCAGUAUCGUAGUAGCCCGGCAUGGUAGGUACUGCCCGAUGAAGAGUGUACUAUAUAUUUUCUUUACUAGAGGCCAUACUUAUACAAACGUGUAUAUAUAUUUAUAUAAGAUCUACCUAUCCUAGGACGGAAUGUUUGAAGGAAAAUAAAAUUGGAGGCUCCCUCUAAAAAAAACAAAACAAAACAAAAAAUCCUCCACUUCCAGUUGUGAGCCAAGAGAGUAACCCGAGAGCAGCCAGGAGCUUCCUGCCAGUAACCAUGUUUUCAAUAAAUACUCUUUCAUGUACAAA